AUGGACGAGAGCAAUGAGUUACUAAAACUCAUGGUUGAUGCUGCCAAUCUUGGAUGGUGUGAUAAAAGUGGUUUAUUAAGCAAGCAAACUGUAGAAAAAAGAAUAAUUCCUAUUCUUAAUGCAAAAUUUGGGAGUGAGUGGACUUGUAAGGAGUAUACAUAUCGAUUGAAAUGGUUUAAACAACGGUAUGCCAACUACUCUCAACUUAUGCGGCAUAGCUCUAGAUUUAGAUGGGAUCUUAUAACAAAAAAAUUUGCUGCUCAUGAAGAAGUGUGGGAGGACUAUUUUAAGUCUCAUCCUACCCAUAAAAGUUAUCGUACAGAUAUUUUUGCUGAUUAUGAAAACUUGAGAAUUGCAAUUGGAAAUGGAGUAGCAACUGGGAGACAUUCAAUUGGAUUAGUAGAGGAAACUGAUGCAAGAAUAUUUGACUUAGAAGAAAAUAGAGAUGGUGAUUUAGACAACUUGACAUAUGAUCUCAUGACUGAGACAUUCAUACCAAGUGAUAUACAAGAAACUUCAUUGCAGUCUCCAACUUUAGGCAAUUUUCCUUUAUCAUUACCUUUUCUGAACAUGAGUUCAGAGGUUCCUCUAAUAACAAGAAAAAGAAAUAGAAUGAACUUUGAUGGAAACUCUUGUUCUUUUGAAACUAAUAGGUCACAAGCAGCAGUCUUAGAGAAGAUUAAUCAAAGUAUUAACAAGUUGAAUCAAAGUAUUGAUUCAAUUGAUACUAGAGAUUAUAGUUGUUGGGAUAUUAUCAAGGAGAUUCCAAACUUGGAUAAGCAAACUCAAUAUAAGGCAUUGAAAUUGUUAAACACUAGAGCAAAGAAGAUUGAGUUCUUCAAAAUGACACCCCAAGAGCGUUUCGACUAG
This is a messenger RNA of Ziziphus jujuba (common jujube), 870 nucleotides long. RefSeq lists its product as uncharacterized. The transcript has 2 exons. The record is from RefSeq and is a predicted model, not a curated record. The coding region runs from base 1 to 870 and encodes 289 amino acids. NCBI's taxonomy places the organism in Eukaryota, Viridiplantae, Streptophyta, Magnoliopsida, Rosales, Rhamnaceae.